GGGCAUGUGAGCAGUGCAGACGACAAACAAUGAAGAGAGCAGAGUAGUGGGAACCAGAAGAGGAGCAACAUCUGAAGCACAAAAACCAUCCCUAGCCCCUGCACCACAUUUCAACCUCUUUCUCACCUGCGGGACACAAGAGCUGGGAGUGGAACGUAUUCAUCUACACUGGAUGUGCAGGCUUCUUCUGGCUUCUCCGUUUGUGAAUGACUGGGACUGAUGUGGGUCAUGCAGUACUACUGGAGGAGCGAAAGAUAAACAACCCCCACCUAGGACUACCCUUGAGCCUUCCGCCAGAGGAGAGAUGAUCCGAGCUCGCACACCGCAGCACCCAUCAUGAUGCGCUCACCGCAUCCGCCUCCGGACGAGUAGUCUCAAACCUUUCAAGGAACAGGAUGAGAGUCAACUGAGGGAGCACAUCCGCACUUUUCAGCAAGUCUGUCUGUCAUCCAAAGCUUUGAGAUUUUUUUGGAGGGACCUGCCCAGGAUUCUUUGGAUUUUCUUUUGUUGAUUUUUUUUUUAAACUUUUUAAAAAAUUUUACCUGUGUGCUUCAGGUUCGUGCAGUCUCCAGAGGUUCAGUGCAGUGCAGAGAAUGCAGGACCAUGGAGGAGAGAGACAAGUCCCCAGCAGUCUGCCGCCCGGCGUCAAGGCCAGCCUGUCUCUUUCUCCAACCGGGCCGGGACGGGUGGGCAGCGGCGGGAGCUCCCCGACAUCCAAAAUGGCCCCCGGUGGAGUCGGGGUGCCCGUGGAGGACAUGCAAGCAUUAGCCAUCACCACGCUUUCCGCCGCGGACGUCAGCAAACAAUUUGAGCAGAUUCGCGAGCUUGGCAAGGGCACGUAUGGCAAAGUGGACCUGGUGGCCCACAGGAGUCAAGGCACUAAAAUGGCGCUGAAGUUUGUGACCAAAAACAAGACCAAGCUCAAGAGUUUCCUGCGGGAGUACAGUCUAACGGGCUCGCUUAGCUCAAGCCCGUUCAUCAUCAAAGUCUUGGACGUGCUCUUUGAGACGGAGGAUUGCUACGUAUUUGGACAAGAAUACGCUCCCGCCGGGGACCUCUUUGACAUCAUUCCCCCGCAGGUGGGCCUGCCGGAAGAAAUGGUCAAACGCUGCAUGCAACAACUCGGUCUGGCCCUGGAUUUCAUGCACAGUAAAAGCUUGGUGCACAGGGACGUCAAGCCGGAAAACGUGCUGCUCUUCGACCGCGAGUGUCGCCGCAUCAAGCUGGCAGACUUCGGCAUGACCCGCCGGGUGGGCUGCCGCGUGAAGAGGGUGAGCGGCACCAUUCCCUACACGGCUCCGGAGGUGUGCCGGGCCAGCCGCGCCGAGGGCUUCCUGGUCACCGCCAGCCUGGACGUGUGGGCUUUCGGAGUUCUGGUCUUCUGCAUGCUCACGGGAAACUUCCCCUGGGAGGCGGCGCUGCUAACCGACGCCUUCUACGAGGAGUUUCGGCGCUGGCAGAAAGCCGGGUGCCCCGUGGGAACGUAUCCGUCUCAGUGGCGCCGAUUCAGCGACGACGCCCUGCGAAUGUUCCAGAGGCUUCUCGCUGCCGAGCCGGAAAAACGGUGCGGGGUCAAGGACAUCUUCUGCUUUGUCAAAUACGAGCUCGUGAGCGAGCUCAGGCGCAGAGCGUCCUAUCGCGCCAAGCGAGGCGAACGCUCCGGAUCGGGGGUGUGCACCGGCAACUGCGCUUCAUCUUCAUCCACUUCUUCCUCCUCCUCUUCCUCCUCCACCUCCUCCUCCACCUCCUCCUCACGCAGCUCCCACAGACACCCGGAGCCCUCAACGCCUCCCGGAACCUCCUGCCUUCGCCCGGCUCCCCUCAAACGGAGCGUCCUCUCUGACCAUCGAGAAGAAGCCGGACAGCAACAGCCUCCGGGACGCGACAAGAACAAAAGCCAGAUGGUGAUGGCCACUGCCAUUGAAAUCUGUGUGUAACCGCGUGACUUUUUGCAAAGUGCUUUCUAGAUGUAAAGUCCGUCUGAAAAGGCAGUUGAAGAGCUUAGAUCAGCCCGGACUGAGGUCAAAGGUCGUUUAGGUUGGCAGCCGAGAGUGCUACCGCGCCAAGAGAAGCGAAGCGUCCGGCUCGGGAAUGUGCAAUGGCAACUGCGCUUUGACUUUGUCCACUUCUUCUUCCUCCUUACGCACCUUCCCCAGACCCCCCGUAGCCUCCCACGCCUCCCGGAACCUCCUGCCUCCGUCCAGCUCCGUUCAAACGGAGCGUCCUCUCUUUCCCCGGAGAGGAAGUUGGACCGUAGCGGUCUCCGGGACAGGAACAAGAAGCCAACGCUGUUUGAAAACUGAGCACACUUCCUUCCAUCCAUCCGCUUUCUAGAGAGAACCGCUAAAUCUGCUCGGGGGUCCGUCAAGCGACAGGAGCCAGUCCAGGGCUGCCCUGGACUUCACCGUCCACUGCACGACCACACUUCAGAUCAUCAAACGGGACCUCCGCGUAGCAUUGCGUACGAGGCACCGCGUCUCGCUAACGUGCGCCACCUCAGGACACUUGAGUGGACGGCUUGCCGUUUUAUGACUCAUCCAUUCCGGUAAAUCCGUUGCGGCCGUUGGACUGCUGAGCUCCAUUUACGGGAACAUUUUAUGGGCGCCGAGGUGCAAGCAACAAGGAGAGAAUAUGUUUUAAUAUUUUUUUUUGCUAUUCGCGCGCGUGUGUGUGAGUGUGUGUCCGUGUGAGGUUUCCAAUACGAAAGCACAAUUUUUUUUUUUUAAAGGAUGAGGAAUCUCACUCCAUAUUGUAGACGUAUUUGGUAUUUAAAACAACAAAAAGUGCUCCGUCACAUCAGGUAGUUCAACUAUGUAGCUGUACUCGUUUUUUUAAAAUCAGGGGACUUGGUCAGGUUAACGCAUCGUAUGUAGCAACUCAACCGGGACGGCGCGUGCAGUACGGAGAUACUCCUUUAGCGAACCUUGAAAUAGAAUCUAUGAAGAUGCGUGACACGGUAGCUGCUGCUUUUCCGUCAACGAGGAGUGUUUGAUUUGUUUGUACAGUACACUUCCGUUCGUAAACUGGCGGGGGUUCCCUCUUUAUGUAAUUGGAGCGCCAGGUCGGAAUUGUUUGAAACACCGGAAAUCACGCGGCUACGUCGGCUGGGAUGUUUGUUUUUUUUCCCGCGAGCGAUGGUAAAAACCACUCGAAUCGCAAAUCGCCGCAAAGCUAGCAAGAUGUUUUUUGUUUUUUUUUUACUCGUGUCUGUGAGUUCGUUGGGGUUCAAUCAAAGGGAGAGCCGCUCAGUUAACUCUUAUUUCUUUUGUUGUUAAAAUACAGGAAAGCCAACUUCCACAAAAGCAAAACUUUUCGUCAAAUGGCGCCUUGAAAUGUUGAGUUCACCCAACUUUUUUUUUUUUUACAGUGUACGCCGCAUCCAGAAACUCAUCACAGUGCUUCACUUAAAAAAAAAAAAAAAAAAAACAAUUCUCAAAAGGACUGAUUUGAUCCUUCUCUUCAGGCUCCAAACAGCCUCCGCUAAUUACAGGAAAGCAGCGUGAGAAUCCUUCAGCGUGCGCUCGUGACCGCGCUCGUCCUUCUUUUUCCGCGCGGGGACCCGCUCAUGUUUGUGCCGGGUGUUGUUUUCAUCAUCCCUCGUCACCCCCCCCCCCCCAACCCCCUCUAAGUCUUCGCGCUGACAGCCCAUCAGCUCUGUUGCUAUAGCGACAAUGCCACACUGCCGCCGUCGUCGGGCUUCUAUCCUCCUCGGGUCUAAUUGAGCCCAAAUUAAACGAAUUUGCUGGCGCGCACGGCCGUUCGAAACAAUUGCUCGGUUUAUUUCUGUGAAUGCGACCGGAAGAGAUCAAGAUAAAAUCGUUAUCAGUUGUCCAUCAAGUCUCAUUCGAAUGUCAAGAUUAUUUUUUUUUUUUGAUGAGCUACAGUCCUAUGCCUUUUGCAGUCAUUGGAAUUUGAAUGCUCCCGAGCUGUAAAAAGUUAAAAACUGUCUUACUUCAAAAAGUGGCCUCCAGUCAUCCACACCUCCUCGCUAUCCGAUGCCCCCUCUGGAAAAAAAUAAAGAGUUGGUGCAACCUCGGUAGCUGCAAUAAUAUUUUCUAUGGCCGGUUAAUUUCCCCCAAGCACUAAAAGUUCGCUUGGGUGCACUACAUAUGGAUUUGGUUGGCGGGUGUGUAGGCGGGAAAUUGAAAUAGCUCCAAAAAUAGACACCACCUUCUUCCGAUAACCACCGUAUUCAUUUAUAUGAAGAACGGCUUCUCAAAUAGAUACUUCCUUCAAAUAAACACCCGGUUGCGCAUACGGACACUUCCCGUCGCAAUUGGAGGACACGUACCACCAAAACGUACAAAUAAAAGGCCUCCUCCCGACUGUUUUACAAACAUAUUGCGGCAUCACGUAACCUCCGCUAAUUGCGACGUGUUUCCGAGGCUGUCGACUGGGGUGGGUGGUGGGGAGGGGGGGCAUCUAAAAGACAAAUGGAUAGCGGCUCACCUUGACCUUCCAAUUCCGACGCGUCGCCAGUCGGACGAGCGAGACGUUUGCAAUUAGCCUGGGCGUCCGUGUUGUUCGCCGGGUUUAUUUGCAUCCGUGUAAAAGGUCAGGAUGACCUGCACUGCAGGUGCACGUUAUACACGUUAUGUAAUUAUUAAAAAAGGUGCUGCGAGCCACUAAGCGAUGCAAAGACGUCUUACGUGAGCAUCGUUGUUCCGGACUGUUCGCGGACGAACUCAAAUGCUUUGUAUGGGGUAAAUAAUAAAACAUUUUCAGACCAAUUCAGCAAAAUUUGAUCAUUUUUUUGUGACACACGUGUUGGUACGUAUUGGUUGGGUAUUAUUGCAAUAAGCAAAACCUUUUUUUUUUGUUUUUUUUGGCAGAGAUAGUUGUUGUAACUUGUAAAUACUCUGUGUCUUUAAUAAAAAUGAGAAAGAUGUUAAUAUAUGUUGAAAUAAAAUACAGUCGUGCGCCACUU
Hippocampus zosterae (dwarf seahorse) is the source of this 4927-nucleotide messenger RNA. RefSeq names its product SH3 domain binding kinase 1 (gene sbk1). Gene Ontology annotation, biological process: peptidyl-serine phosphorylation; peptidyl-threonine phosphorylation. The record is from RefSeq and is a predicted model, not a curated record. Lineage: Eukaryota; Metazoa; Chordata; Actinopteri; Syngnathiformes; Syngnathidae. The transcript has 4 exons. Gene Ontology annotation, molecular function: protein serine/threonine kinase activity; ATP binding. Bases 594 to 1937 code for a protein of 447 amino acids.